This is a messenger RNA of Hordeum vulgare subsp. vulgare (domesticated barley), 948 nucleotides long. RefSeq names its product ethylene-responsive transcription factor ERF024-like. The transcript has a single exon. Gene Ontology annotation, biological process: regulation of DNA-templated transcription. NCBI's taxonomy places the organism in Eukaryota, Viridiplantae, Streptophyta, Magnoliopsida, Poales, Poaceae. Gene Ontology annotation, molecular function: DNA-binding transcription factor activity; DNA binding. The record is from RefSeq and is a predicted model, not a curated record. The coding region runs from base 137 to 838 and encodes 233 amino acids.
CAUUCGACCACCCGCGAAGAAAGAUCACCUGAACUUUUUUUUGGCUCCGUCGUGCUCCCCAGCUAAGCCAAUCCCUAGCAAAGGAAGCAACCCGGAGAGACGCGUCUCGGAAUUUCUUUCCAGUUUCUCACCGCCAAUGGCACCGGCCUCCCCUCCGCUUUUAAACCCUCGCCGUAAUCCCAUCCGAGUAGCACGUCACGCAAUAACGGCCUGCCUGCCGCUGCCAUUGCUGUGGUGCUGUGUGCGGAUGGAGGAGGAGGCCGGCGUGGCGCUGACGGGGAGGCGGGCGCGGGCGGACACGAGGCACCCGGUGUACCGGGGCAUCCGGUUCAGGGGCGGCAAGUGGGUGUCGGAGAUCCGGGAGCCGGGCAAGGCCAGCAGGAUCUGGCUGGGCACGUACCGGACGCCCGAGAUGGCCGCCGCCGCCUACGACGUCGCCGCAUUGGCGCUGCGGGGCGCCCAGGCCGCCGGCCCCGCGCUCAACUUCCCCGGCGUGGCGCUGACGCGGCCUGCGCCGGUGUCGUGCGCGCCCGACGACAUACGGGCGGCGGCGGCGGCGGCGGCAACGGUUAUCGACGCCGGGAAUGGGCCUCGUGCUGGCGCUGGCAGUGCUCCUCGGACGGAGACCCACGAGGGCUGCUCUGGGGCGGCGACCGGCAGGACGGGUGAACAGGGCCGCGUCGUGGACGAGGACGACGUCUUCGAGAUGCCGUGGUUGCUGGCGAGCAUGGCGGAGGGGCUGAUGAUGAGCCCGCCGAGGCUGGGCGCCGCGUCAGCGGUGGACGACGACCACGGGCACGAUGGCGGCAUGAGCCUGUGGGAACACGAACACACUUAAGCUCUCAUCUCCUGUCUGCUGUGUAGGUGGUGUGCGGCACUAGUUGAUAACUUGAACGGGCAUAUACGUAACUACACAAGCACAGGAUGAUGCAAACUUUGUGGUUCCCU